Molecule: messenger RNA, 3044 nt
Organism: Trichomycterus rosablanca
Lineage: Eukaryota; Metazoa; Chordata; Actinopteri; Siluriformes; Trichomycteridae
Exons: 2
Coding region: 1365-2456 (363 amino acids)
Cellular component (GO): cytoplasm
Molecular function (GO): oxidoreductase activity, acting on the CH-OH group of donors, NAD or NADP as acceptor
Source: RefSeq, a predicted model, not a curated record
CUUCAUGUGCUUUAUCUUUAUCUGGCAUCCCUGAAGAGUUUGGUAUGUUCUCUCUAUGCACAUGCCUCUGGAUUAAGGACUUUCUGACAAACCGCACCCAGUCUGUUAGAUUAGGCCGCCUUCAUUCUUCCAGCAUCACACUUAGCACUGGUGCUCCUCAGGGAUGUGUGCUAAGCCCACUUCUCUAUGCUCUGUACAAUUACGACUGUGCCCCCACCCACUCCAGCAACACAAUCAUCAAGUUCGCGGAUGACACAACUGUAGUUGGAUCUCGGGAGGAGACGAAACCGCAUACAGGGGUGAAGUUCAAGGACUGUGUGAGUGGUGUUUACAGAACAAUCUCACCCUGAACUCAUCAAAAACAAAAGAACUAAUAAUUGAUUUUAGGAAAAAGCGUGCAGACCCUGCACCUCUGAUCAUUAAUGGAGACUGCGUGGAAAUUGUCCCUUCCUUCAGAUUUCUGGGCACAUACAUCUCUGAAGACAUCUUCUGGACCACCAACACCAUGGCAGUAGUGAAGAAGGCACAGCAGAGACUCUACGUCCUGAGAAUUCUCAGGAAAGACAACCUUCAGGAGAAACUGCUGGUGUCCUACUACCGCUCCGCCAUCGAGAGUGUGCUGACAUACUGCAUCUCCACAUGGUACAGUAGCUGCUCAGCGGCAGAUAAGAGAUCUCUUCAGAGGGUCAUCAACACUUCCCAGAAGAUCAUCGGCUGCCCACUGCCCAGCCUGGAGGACCUUUUCAGCUCUCGCUGCCUCAGCAGAGCAACCAGCAUACUGAGAGAUCCAUCUCACCCUGGACAUCAUCUGUUCGACCUGCUGCCCUCUGGAAAACGCUUCAGGUCCAUCACAGCCCGGACAAACAGACUAAAAAAACGUUUUUACCCCGGGGCCAUACGGGAACUGAACACUCCCAAACCACAAUACCAACUGACUCUUAUAAAUCACUACACAAGUAAACUGAACAACAACAUUCAACUCUGGACUCCUUUAAAACAUGGCACAAUGUUUCACUCUACUCUGACCGUCUCUCUGUCCUGGCGUUAAUCCCGCAGUGCAGGGUCCGCUCUUGUGCACAUUUGCGUCUUCUCCAUUUGGCGCGAUCUAAGAUGUCUUCUGGGGCUGUCUUCACUCUACUCUGACCAAUGAUCUCCACGAUCCGUACCAGUCUGGCUUCAAGGCAGCGCAUUCUACGGAAACAGCUCUUGUAGCUGUUACUGAGAAGCUUCAUGCAGCCAAAGCAGCCAAACUGUCAUCUGUCCUUAUUCUUCUUGACCUCUCUGCAGCCUUCGACACCGUGAAUCACAGCAUUCUCUUGUCCACUCUCUCCAACCUUGGAGUAACAGGUUCAGCAUGGCAAUGGAUGGCCUCCUACCUGGAAGGGCGCUCCUACCAAGUGUCAUGGAGGGGAUCCAUAUCUCCCCCAUGCACUCUCUCAACCGGUGUUCCUCAGGGCUCUGUACUUGGCCCACUUCUUUUCUCUAUCUACACCCGCUCUCUGGGCAAGGUCAUAGCCUCCCAUGGCUUCUCCUACCACUCCUAUGCAGAUGAUACUCAGCUCGUUCUGUCAUUUCCUCCUUCAGACACGCAAGUCUCAGCUCGCAUCUCAGCAUGUCUGCAAGAUAUCUCACAAUGGAUGUCGGCUCAUCAUCUAAAACUUAAUCCCAGCAAGACAGAGAUGUUGCUCAUUCCUGGAGAUCCGUCUCCAACCCAGGACCUAGUAAUUUCUCUGGAUGACUCCCAGAUCAGACCAUCUGAUAAGGUAAGAAGUCUUGGUGUUGUCCUUGAUAACCAGCUGACCUUCUCUCCUCAUAUAGCCAACAUGACCAGAGCGUGUCGGUUCCUCCUGUACAACAUCAGGAAGAUUCGUCCAUUUCUCUCCAGGGAAGCUACCCAGAUUCUGGUGCAAUCACUUAUAAUCUCACGGUUGGACGACUGCAACUCCCUUCUUGCUGGAGCUCCCAUGUCCACGAUUAAACCCUUACAGCUCAUUCAAAAUGCAGCUGCAUGUCUGGUUUUUAACCAACCCAAACACUGCCACAUCAUCACCCCACUGCUGCCACAUCAUCACCCCACUGCUGCCACAUCAUCACCCCACUGCUGCCUCAUCAUCACCCCACUGCUGCCUCAUCAUCACCCCACUGCUGCCACAUCAUCACCCCACUGCUGCCUCAUCAUCACCCCACUGCUGCCACAUCAUCACCCCACUGCUGCCACAUCAUCACCCCACUGCUGCCACAUCAUCACCCCACUGCUGCCUCAUCAUCACCCCACUGCUGCCACAUCAUCACCCCACUGCUGCCACAUCAUCACCCCACUGCUGCCACAUCAUCACCCCACUGCUGCCUCAUCAUCACCCCACUGCUGCCACAUCAUCACCCCACUGCUGCCACAUCAUCACCCCACUGCUGCCACAUCACCCCACUGCUACGUUCUCUUCACUGGCUUCCUGUAGCUGCACGCAUUCAGUUUAAAACACUGACGCUCGCCUACAAAGCCAAAAAUGGACCAGCCCCAAGCUACCUUCGUGGCCUAAUCAAACCCCGCUCUGUACCACGCAACCUCCGAGCCUCUAGUCUCGCUCGACUUGAGCCUCCAUCCAGGACUAAAGGAAGACAAGCAUCAAGGCUGUUCUCUGUUCUAGCGCCGAAGUGGUGGAAUGAACUUCCUCUGUCUGUCCGAACAUCUGAGUCUCUUGCUGUCUUUAAAAAACGAUUAAAAACCUUCAUCACCUUCUUACUAAACACUUAGGCUGACUGUAAAAAAAAAAAAAAAAAAAAAAGCCUUUUAACAGGUUUUAGCAGAUUUGUGUUCUUUGACUGUUGUUUACCUAAACUUGAGAAAUGAAAUGUUCACUAUAGAAGCACUUCUGUAAGUCGCUCUGGAUAAGAGCGUCUGCUAAAUGCCGAAAAUGUAAAUGUAAAUGUAAAUGUAAAUGGUUGUGAGUGUGACCACUCUGAACAUGAUUUUUCUCUCCGACUCUCUGAUUUCUGUCUGAUUUCUCUUUUACCUGCAGCAGAUUAAAACCAGAAUUUCUCUAGAA